UAGCCCACGUUGCAGCCGGAACAUAUACACGCACGGAGGGAACGGAAGCGCCGCCGCCGCCGCCGCCGCAGUUUCGCACGCGCAGAUGGAGGCUGGGCUGCCGCCUGAAUCGCCGCCGGCAAAGACGCAAACUGCUCCCUCCUCACUAGGUUCUCUUCUCUUGAUUCGUCAUCUAUCUCCUUCCUCCUACUUGAUACGGCCUAUGGGGACACAGUAACGACGGCAAUGAAGAUGGCAAGCAGGCCAGGCCGCAUCGACAGAGAGGAGGCGUGGUAAGCUCUAGCAUAUAUUAUAAGGAAAAAUAAAUAAAACCGUGAGAUGUGGCUGAGUAAUAUAGAGUCCUACACAGACACAACCAAACACCUGGCCAUCUUUUUUCACGAUAUACAAACAAUUGCUUUGAGAUACCCUUUUGCUGCUUUGCUCUGGUGGUAGUUCCUGCGCAAGCAGUGCGGGGAGUUCCUGCAAUUCCAAAUCCAAAGGAAGAAAAGCUUCUACGAUCUACUCGCUAUAGAGACGAUGUACACAAGUCCCGCUCGUCCGCCGAAAUUGUUCGUCGUUCCCUUCUCCCACCAAAAACGUUAAACCUGGCACCGGCAACCUACCCAAAAACCCUAUCUGGGGCGACCCAAAAUCUGCAACUGCGCUCCUCCUUCCCCCCGUCCACCAGCCAUUCUCCUCCCGCGGUCCCACUUCAUCGCCUUCACCGUGCGAGGCUGCUGUCGGCGGCAGCCGGUGAUGCUGCCGUUUCAGAUGAUGGUCUGCAACUCCAAGACGGAAAUAAAGUCACAAAAGGUGGUGGUGGGAACAUGGUUACUGCCACAAAGAAGGGUGCUGCUGUGCUGGAUCAACACAUUCCUGACCACAUAAAACAGGCCUAUCAUGUCUUGCAAGUGGGUGAUCAGAUCUAUGAUGCCACCUUGAACCAGACUAAUGUGGGUAACAACAACAAUAAGUUCUAUAUCAUCCAGGCUUUAGAAUCUGAUGCUGGUGAACACUUCAUGGUUUACCAUAGAUGGGGUAGAGUAGGAGCAGGAGUCCAAGAUAAGCUACUUCCCUUUCAAACACGAGGCCGAGCAAUCUAUGAAUUUAAGAGGAAGUUUCAGGAAAAAACUAGUAACCUUUGGUCUAACCGCAAAAAUUUUAAACCUUAUGCAAAUAAAUACACUUGGCUUGAAACGGACUACGGUGAAACUGAGAAGGAAACCAACAAGACUGAGAAGAAAGGCUCCAUUACUAAUCGGAUAAAAGAGACACAGCUAGAAACUCGAACUGCACAAUUCAUAUCCCUGAUUUGCGAUAUUAGCAUGAUGAAGCAGCAAAUGGUGGAAAUAGGUUAUAAUGCUGAUAAACUUCCCCUUGGAAAGCUAAGCAAAUCUACAAUACUGAAGGGUUAUGAUGUCCUGAAAAGGAUAUCCAAUGUUAUUUCAAUGGCAGACAAGGGACAGCUUGAGCAAUUGACUGGGGAAUUCUACACCGUGAUUCCACAUGACUUUGGUUUCAGAAAGAUGAGUGAAUUUAUUAUCGACACUCCUGAGAUACUAAAAGCUAAGCUGGAAAUGGUUGAAGCACUAGGUGAGAUUGAGAUUGCAACCAAGCUUUUAGAGGAUGAUUCAAGUGACCAGGAUGAUCUGCUAUAUGCUCGAUACAAGCAACUUCGUUGUGACUUCACACCUCUUGAAGCUGAUUCAGAAGAAUACUCUAUGAUAAAAACAUAUUUGAUGAACACCCAUGAAGAAACACACUCGGGCUAUACUGUGGACAUUGUGCAAAUAUUUAAGAUGUCACGGCAUGGUGAAACAGAGCGGUUUCAAAAGUUUGCUAGUACAGGAAAUAGGAUGCUUUUGUGGCAUGGUUCUCGGUUGAGCAACUGGGCAGGGAUCCUUUCUCAGGGUCUGCGAAUUGCUCCCCCUGAAGCACUGUUCGGCAAGGGUGUUCACUUUGCUGAUAUGUUUUCAAAAAGUGCAAACUACUGCUGCGCUUCAAAAGCAUCUAGAUCUGGAGUCCUGCUUCUAUGUGAGGUUGCAUUGGGCGAUAUGAAUGAGCUACUAAAUGGAGAUUACAAUGCUAAUAACCUACCCAAGGGAAAGCUAAGCACAAAAAGAGUUGGUCAAAUGACGCCUGACCUAACAACGUCUAGGACCACUGAUGAUGGUGUGCUUGUUCCACUUGGGAAACCUACUAAACACGAAUCGUCCAAAACGGCUUGCUUGCGUUACAACGACUACAUAGUGUAUAAUGUAGAUCAGAUAAAAAUGCGGUAUGCCCUCCAUGUCACCUUCAACUUCAAGAGAUGCUAGAUUCUGUUGCAACAAGCUGAAGACGUUGCUAAGAUCCAUUGGCGGAACGGAACACAUGAACAUUCACCCAAGAUGUCAUCCUCUUUUUUCUGAGCAUAUUAGCUAGGUAGCCUUUGACAUUUUGGUGUGAUUCCAAAGCUUGUAGCAGCUUCUUGAUGGCUGUUGCUCAGUGCAUCCGUUUAUCGGCAUAUUUGAUCUGCUUA
Sorghum bicolor (sorghum) is the source of this 2503-nucleotide messenger RNA. Its product is annotated as poly [ADP-ribose] polymerase 2. The record is from RefSeq and is a predicted model, not a curated record. Bases 810 to 2300 code for a protein of 496 amino acids. NCBI's taxonomy places the organism in Eukaryota, Viridiplantae, Streptophyta, Magnoliopsida, Poales, Poaceae. Gene Ontology annotation, molecular function: NAD+ poly-ADP-ribosyltransferase activity. The transcript has 19 exons.